AGUUAACCGAAUGCUAUCUAUACCAUUAACAGCCAACUGAUUGAAACAGGCAGGCAUUCUGCUGCUGCCGCUGUCGCUACAACAGCUGUUGCUGUUCUGUUGCUGUUUUCUUGCUGCUACUGCUGCUGCAGCGGGCGAAUAAAUCCAUUCACAAAGGUUCACUACAGCAGUGGCAGGACUGUUGCUGCCGUAAACUUGCUGUCGAAUAGGAAAAGUUGAAAGCGUAUAUUGAGUUUAAGAACAGAGCGACAACAUUUGAGAUUCCUGCAUAUAUUAGUACAUUGGUAUAAUAUAUAGUCAUAUUGUAGGGAGAAAAACACCAGAUAAAAAGACAGGAGGGAAAGGUGAAGAAAGAAUUGAGGUGGGAUUUUUUUUCUCCCCCAACAUUAUACGAUUUUAUAUCUUUAUGAAAGGUGUAAUCAUACAUUGGUUCUAAUAAGUGAGAUAUAUCGAAAUAUUUCAUUACCGCUUCAGUCAAUCGAUAGUAUUUUUUUAAGCUAAAACACGUAAAAUGUAAUGCUUAAUUUUUUUUUUUUUUUGUUUUUUUGUCUCUGAGAACUCUACCAAAAAAUACAUUGGAUUAACUACAACUUUGAAUGAAACCCUUAGCGAUACUGUUAAAACUCCAAUUUUGACCAACUAAAUAUAACAUUAUUGUGAAAGCGCUCCACGACGUUGAUUAAAAUCUCGAAUGAAAAGUAAGAAAAGAAAUAAACGAAUCAAUCAAUAAAAAUUUAUUAGAUUCAGUAGCAAAAAUCAUCAGAUCUAUGGACCACACGUACCGAUAAAUGCAUUGAUAAGUAUAGACAUUUGACAGACGCGCAGAGGAACCACCGCGCAUAUAAUCGUACAGUUAGAGAGAACGCACACAGUCUCAUGCAUAAGGAUAUACAUGAGCGCUCAUACAUAUAGAGAUAACUACAGAAGAAAUAUAUAUACUAUAAAGCACUGGUGAUACAUGAACAUAAUUACGCAAGCGCAUACAACUAACUGUUGAAUGUACUGCUCAGGAGAUAUUACAAUUGAGAAAGUUGCUUCCCGCCACAGCAAGGCUAGUAAUAUUUGUUCUACCAGCUUGAUUUUUUUUUAUUGAUGUGCAUAAAAAGGAGACACGAUGAGUUCCUCAAAUAUAACCGCUGUGAAAGAAUGCAAAGGGCUUGUGUUACCAAUACUUAUAGAGGACCACUGGAACGUAAAUUUUCGCGCCUUCCUUUACCUUUUGGCCAUGAUAUGGUGCUUUCUAGGAGUAGCAAUCAUAUCUGAUGUUUUCAUGUGCUCAAUUGAACGAAUCACGAGUAAAACCAGGAAGAUUCGAAUUUCUGAUCCUAAAGACAAAGAUGGUUUUCGUGAAAUAGAAGUGAAAGUAUGGAAUGAUACAGUAGCCAAUUUGAGCUUAAUGGCUUUGGGGACGAGUGCACCAGAAAUUUUAUUGUCAGUCAUUGAGACUAUAGGAAAUAAGUUCGAACCCGGUGAACUUGGACCAGCAACUAUUGUCGGCUCUGCUGCCUUCAAUUUAUUGGUUAUUACUUCUAUAUGUAUGGUUUCGAUUCCAACUGGAGAAAUUCGCCAAAUCAAAAGUAUAAACGUAUUCGGUGUGACUUCUUGUUUUAAUAUGUUUGCCUAUAUAUGGUUAGCAAUUGUUCUGCUUGCCAGUUCUAAGGAUCUCGUGAAAGUCUGGGAGGCUGUGAUUACUUUUACUUUAUUUCCUAUACUUAUCUGCAUAGCUUUUCUAGCAGAUAAGAACUUUUUCCGGACCAAAAAUAAAAUCGGUACACCGGUGGAGAUUGGAAUUGAACUGGGAAACGAAGUAGAUUAUCCUGGCAGUAGCGAUUCUACUGUUGAUAUCAUAGAAAUAUCUCGGGAACUCGGCAGAAACAAAAACCUGUCUCCCGAUGAGGCUGCUAAAUUAGCAGCAGCAACUGUUGCACAGAACCAAACUCACACGUCUGCAUGGUACAGGAUUAAUGCUACUCGAUCGAUAACAGGAGGACAAAAGCUGGUGCCACAAGUGAGCAAAGCAUUCGCCAAUAUCUUCCUUGGCAUCCAGCAAGGUGGACGCGAGUGUGUGCAAGAAUCAAGAACGAGUCUCAAAGGCGAAACACCCGAUGACCUAAGUGACCAUGGCAACAAAGCUGUUGUUGAAUUCACAGCCAGUUCUUAUGCUGUUAUGGAGAACGAAGGUCAUGUUAAGAUCGGAAUCAAACGAACGGGAUGUCUUGACAUCACAGCUAAAGUUCGAGUGGAAACUUGUGAUGGAACGGCAGAAUCCGAAAGCGACUACAGACCAAUCAAAGAGACUGUGGUUUUUGAACCAAACGAGACUUCGAAAGAGAUUCAGGUGGAGAUCAUUGAUGAUGACGUUUGGGAACCAGAUGAGUUUUUCUACAUUAAGCUUUAUUUGGAUUCGGAAUCGGCUGAAAAUGACCGAGUAGUUUUAGGCAAAAUCGCCAUCAAUAUGGUCACCAUUAUAAACGAUGACGGUAAGUUGACUUCGAUUUCAUAAAGGGUAUAUUGGAUU
Messenger RNA from Octopus bimaculoides (California two-spot octopus), 2518 nucleotides. Its product is annotated as sodium/calcium exchanger Calx-like. Gene Ontology annotation, biological process: cell communication; sodium ion transmembrane transport; calcium ion import across plasma membrane. Gene Ontology annotation, molecular function: calcium:sodium antiporter activity. The record is from RefSeq and is a predicted model, not a curated record. NCBI's taxonomy places the organism in Eukaryota, Metazoa, Mollusca, Cephalopoda, Octopoda, Octopodidae. Gene Ontology annotation, cellular component: sarcolemma; postsynapse; axon.